This is a messenger RNA of Moneuplotes crassus, 2691 nucleotides long. The record is from the annotation of a GenBank genome assembly. Lineage: Eukaryota; Ciliophora; Spirotrichea; Euplotida; Euplotidae.
CUUGUAGAUCAGAAGGAUCAAUAAGAUCAAACCCAGUAUUCAAUCCAGAUCAGAAUCAAUCCCAACAGCCAGGAGCUGGAGAAAGUCAGAACACUCCAAUGCCUCCAUUUCAUGCUCAAGGAAGCCAACCUCCUCCAAGAGUAGGUGGAGGAAAGAAAGGAAGAAUCCAGCAGAAUAGAUAUGCAGUUCCAACCACCAUGCAUUAUUCUGAAAGCUCUCAAGCUGAAGCUGGCCAACAAAUUGACAGACUUAGGCAUCUAAAUCAGCCAGUACCUUCAGCUCUAUUAAAUGAAAAUCCAGAUAUAGGGUCUAACCCUUCCAAUGCUCAAAACAUCAGACCUCCAGUUUUCAACAUUGAGAACAUCCAAGUGGAUACUCCAGAGAACCACAAUGAACAGAUGGCUGCAUUCUCAGAGAACACAGAGGAGAUGUUCCAGCAAUUUAGCAAUGGACAGCAGGAUAGUGCCCAGCCAGGAGUACCAGCUACAAAUAAUAACCCACCAGUUCCAGAAGAAUUAGAAGGAAAUCCAAGAAUCGAGGUCGAUCAACCAAAAAUUGGAGAGGCUCCUCAAGAUGCUCAAGAUAUCUCAGAUAUUCAGCAAACUGACUCGUAUUCUUUUGAAGAAGGAAAGAAUGAUAGUCAUUCCCCAACAGAAGAGAGUAAGGAGCAUAGCAAUGUUCAAAACUUUGAAAGAGAGGAUCCCAAUCAGGAGAGACAAGGAUUAGAAGAUGAAAUUAGAGCAAAUCACCAAGAUGAACCCGCCUUGGAUCAUGCAGAGUUUAACUCAGAUAGUCCUUAUUCAAGCUCUAUCAAGAGAAGAAAUGAGCAGUUUUCAUCCUCUGAGAAAGAAAUGUCUGGGCUAGAGUUUAUAAAGAAGACUAAUGCAAAUUCUAGAAAGCAGAGCAAUAGUAGACAGUCUAAUACUGCUAAUCAGCCUUUUGGAUAUUCGAUGCCACACAGAUCUGGAACUUACUCUUCAUUUGUAGUUCCAAAUUCAGUUAUGAAUUCUUCAGAUAAUGCAAAUCAGUUAUCUUCAUAUCUCCAAUUAAGUAGGAAUACUCAAAACCCAGGAUCUGGAGGUCAUUCAGAGUCAGUCUCCUCAUUCCCUGUGACUAACUAUGAAGACUCAGAAUUUAUGAUUCAAGCAUACCAAAGAAAGAAGAAGUCUUACGAAAAGUGCAAGACAAAGCUUCUACAAGCAGAGUCUGAUCUACAUAUGGAAAAACAGAGAUGCAAGAUGUUCCAGGAGGAAACCAAAAGACUCAAAAUGAGUUACAAAAAGCUUGAGAAAAAAUACAAACAGCAGAUUCAAGCCAAUGCGAAACAAGAGAAAGAACAACUGAGAAGAGCUCUUGAGCUGAGUAAUAAGGAGAAGGAAAUGUACAAAAAUGAUAGAGAAAACCUCAAAAAGGAUAACCUCAAGAUCAGAAAGGCAAUGCAAGAGCUAGUCAAUCAGAAUUACAUGUUAAAGAAGCAAAUCCAGAUGUUAGAGCAGCAGGAAGAAAUCAAUAAUGAUGUAAAGUCUGAUGAUGCUAAGGAGGAAUUAGAGUAUCAAAUCAAGAAACUUACACAAGAUCUUACUAAUGAGAUCAAUAAGAAUAAGAAGUGGGAGAAAUUUAGUAAUGACCUCAAGGUCAGCAAGACCCAGUCAGAAACUGAAACUAGAAGUAUUAAGGAAGACCUGAACAAAUUACAGCAAAAGAUAAGUGAGCUUCAGACUCAAAACACUCUCCUGGCAAGAGAAAAGGAUUCUAGUCAUUCGAGAAUAUUAAAGUAUCAGGAAGAAGUAAGUAAUUUGAGAGCUUCUCAAGUAAGCCAGCCAAUCCCUACUUCUCUGACUAAAGAAGUUUCACAAGAAUCUCAAUCAAAAAGUAAAGAUGAUUAUGUGAAUACAUUUUAUGAAGAAGAUCCUACUUCAUUAGAAGUAGGAUAUAGUCAGACCCAACAAACUUCAACACAAGACAAAAAUGAAUUUGAAAUGCAGCUUAAAGAAGAAGUAAAGGAAGAUUUUCCAUUUGAGCAAGAAGAAAGUAGAGAAAGUAGAGAAAGAGAGUUAUUCGGAGCUCCUCCAACUCAUGAAAAACAACAUAAUCCUUCAAUAGUUAAGACAAAACAGAAUAUACAUAAUCCACCAUCUAAAAGAGCGGAGAAGCCAGUAAUUUCAUCUUCAUUGUUUGAAGGAGAUGAUCAGAGACCAUCUGAGUUUUCUAUGACAAGCCAAGAAUAUGAGCACCAAUUAGAAGAGCCUCAACCAAUCAGGAAUAAGUUAAUGUCUCAUCCUGCUCCUCAAAUGGAAACACAAGCUACUAUUCCUGACAGCAAUUUAAAGAGAAACAUAUCUCAUAACUUUGGAGGGCCAAGUAGCAAUGAUGCUUUCAUAGCUGAGGAUUUCUUUAAUAAUCUGAGUCAAAUGUCUAAUCCAAAGACAUCUGAGCCAGUAAAUUCUCCGAUUGCUCCUCCAAGCACUCAAGCUAAGAAGCAAAAAGAGGUUGAUUUGGCUGCUCCUAGCCAUCCUAUUCCACCUCAGACUUCAGCUGCUGGGCCAGCUCCAGGCUUGGAGUUGGAUAUUCCAACUACGGCUCCUGUACAGCAAGUUGCUCAGCCUCCACAGGCAAGAGCUACACCAAGAACUGCUGCAAAGAGAGUUAUCCCAAAGAGCCUCUUUGGUUAAUCUCCUUUAAGAGUUCAAC